CACAGGACAUCUUAAAGCUAUUACAGAUUGCAAACCUGACGAACACCAAAGACUAUUGGGUAAUAAUCAGCUACCAGACACUUCCUGCAUCCAGUUGGCAUCUGUAAUAAGGAAUAACCAGUCCCUGAAGAUACUGGACCUGUCUGAUAACCGUCUGUCUGGUCCUCACUUCGGUGACUUGAUGGCGGCUCUGUCCAGUCCGGCCUGCAGGAUAGAGACAUUACAAUUGGGCGGUAAUGGUCUACGAGAUACUUCCUGCAUCCAGUUGGCAUCUGUAAUAAGGAAUAACCAGUCCCUGAAGACACUGGACCUGUCUGCUAACCGUCUGUCUGGUCCUCACUUCAGUGACUUGAUGGCGGCUCUGUCCAGUCCGGCCUGCAGGAUAGAGACAUUACAAUUGGGUAAUAAUGAUCUACGAGACACUUUCUGCAUCCAGUUGGCAUCUGUAAUAAGGAAUAACCAGUCCCUGAAGAUACUGGACCUGUAUGGUAACCGUCUGUCUGGUCCUCACUUCAGUGACUUGACGGAGGCUCUGUCCAGUCCGGCCGGCAGGAUAGAGACAUUAGAUCUGAAUAUCAAUGGAUUAUCUGAAGAGGAGAAGGAGGAAGCCAUAAGAAAACUGAGCAAGCAGAAACCAAAUAUGGGGAUCAUUUACUAAACUGAGAAGAAGCCGGAUUCCUCUCUGUGAUGAGCAGAUAACAGGACUUUGGUGGAGAAGACUUCUUCAGAAGUCUGGUAUUAGGAGUGUCUCCUGGUGCUUUAUGGGUAAUAUCACUGAUCUACAGAAGAUAAGGAAAUGUCUAAUAUUAUAAUAAACAUGAUACCAGAAA
Molecule: messenger RNA, 830 nt
Organism: Bufo gargarizans (Asiatic toad)
Lineage: Eukaryota; Metazoa; Chordata; Amphibia; Anura; Bufonidae
Product: ribonuclease inhibitor-like
Exons: 5
Coding region: 182-658 (158 amino acids)
Cellular component (GO): cytoplasm
Molecular function (GO): protein binding
Source: RefSeq, a predicted model, not a curated record